CAUUCAUAUAGGGUAGAUUAAUCCAGAAACGAGGCUGAGCACUUCUAUACGUGCGUAAAAAACAAAUAUCAACCCAUCAUGGACAAUACAGUCAGUGGCCACCAUUUUGGCGUAUGGGACUACGUUGUCUUCGCCAUCAUGCUCCUCCUCUCGGCAUCAAUCGGUAUCUAUUCGGCCCUCUCCGGGGGACGUCAACGAACGGCCGAAGAGUUUUUCCUAGGGGAUCGCAAAAUGGGUAUCGUGCCCGUGGCGAUGUCGGUCGUUGUCAGUUUCAUCUCGGCGAUUUCCGUCAUCGGAACGCCAGGCGAGAUCUACAUGUACGACACCAUGUUUGCGUGGUCGUUGUUAUCAUACACCGUCGGCAACUUUAUCGUCAUACGUCUCUUCAUUCCGAUCUUCUUCCGGUUACGCAUCACGAGUGUUUACGAGUACCUUGAGAUGCGGUUCAACCGAACAGUUAGAACUAUCUGCACAAUUAUAUUUUCAUUCCAAACGAUAAUGUACAUGGGGAUUGCAAUGUAUACACCAGCACUGGCUAUAAAUGCAGUAACCGGGAUGGACCUGUGGGCUUGUGUUGUUUCUACGGGUUUGGUCUGCAUAUUCUACACGACAGUGGGCGGGAUGAGAGCGGUAUUGUGGACGGAUACUCUACAGGCCAUCAUCAUCCUGCUCGGAGUAGCUGCAGUCGUCAUCAAGGGCACCAUCGACGUCGGCGGCCUCGGCGAGGUCUUUAGGAUUGGUCGUGAAGGGGGGAGGAUCAAAAUUGACAGGUUUGGUGCAGAUCCGCGAGUCCCCUAUUCUGUAUGGAGCAUAAUGAUUGGGAUGUUAACAGUGAACAUUGGAACUGGAAUCAACCAAACUGUCAUCCAGAGACUGUUUUCAUGCGGAUCAAGAAAAAGAGCUACACAGGCUAUUGUUCUAGCUACGAUCAUCAAAUUUUUUACGGUCGGACUAUGCAUCUUCUCGGGCGUAGUCAUGUACGUUUACUACGUAGAUUGCGACCCUUAUACACAGGGCGUCGUCAUGUCCAAGGAUCAGAUUAUGCCAUUGAUGGUGAUGGAUUUGUUUGGUGAUAUGCCCGGUCUACCUGGUCUCUUCCUGUCUGCUGUCGUCAGUGCUUCUAUUAGCACACUGUCGUCUGGGGUGAACUCGCUGGCAGCUCUAUCAGGAGAGGAUGGCGUGAAGGUGCUGUGGCCGAACAUCAGCCCAAGGAAAUAUACCAAGGUCAUCAAGUUGCUCGCUCUGGUGUACGGUUUAGUGAGCAUCGCCUUUGCCUUUCUUGCAAGUCAUUUGGGCCAAGGAGUUUUACAGCUGUGUCUUUCAAUAAUCGGAAUAACAUAUGGUGGCAUUAUUGGUGUAUUCUUACUUGGUAUAUUUAUGCAUCGAUGCAACUCAAAGGGAGCCAUCGCGGGCUUGAUUACAAGCGUCCUCUUCGUCGGCUGGAUAAAAAUCGGCUCCAUGAUGUACCCCUCGUCCAGAGGAAAGAACUCCCUCUCCGUCGAAGGAUGCCCAGUCCCCAACACCACCGAUUCAAUGCUGACCAAUGGAGCAGAAUGGUCAGAGACGACCAUAUCAGCACCUUACACAGACAUCUCCUCUCUCCCAGAGGGUGAACCAGUGUCCAACUCCGGCAUAGCAGAUUUCUAUGCCAUAUCCUUCCUGUACUACUCCUUUGUCGGUGUCGUCAUCUGUAUAACAGUCGGGGGUAUUGUUAGCAAGAUUACAGGUUUCACCGACCCAGACACCAUCAAGCCGGAACUGAAGAACAACUUGACAGACGCCCUCUUCUGUUGCUUUCCAGAGUCACUUAAGAGAAGGAUGCGGUGUGGAAUGGACAAGGCGAAAGAUGAUGACGAUGACGAGGUUGAUGACGUAAAGGAUAUGAAGUACUUCAAUGGUGUGAAAGAGAAUGUGAAGGAGAUCAACGGCGAGGAGAAGAAAAAGAUGAUCGAGUCAUUAAAUGACAAACACCCCCAGAAGUUCAAUACAACGGUUUGACUUGAUAGACAAAUAUACGGGGUGGACUAAUUACAUUUGUAGUUUUGGUCAGUUAUGGUUGUACUCUCUAAAAGGAAUUAAUGUUUUUCUUUCGAAUGUUCUUUAUAUUCGUCAUACUUCGAAUUUUCUUUCUUGUAAUCUUUCUUCCUUUCAUAAUUUUCAUUACAGUAUUGAUUCAUUUUCGUUAACUAUUUCUGAUGGUGAUAUUUUUAUAUAAUGAUUUUAGUACCAGCAGCAAGACGGUAACAUUGCAUUAAGAUCUAUCUUGUCAUCCUGCUCUGAAUAGAUAAAUAAAUGAAUAAAAAAGUGCUAACUUCGGUCCGAUGAUUUCGAUGCCAUUUUCACCCUAAGGAAAUUUUUUUGUUUUGCUCGACCUACCCUGGGGCCACAAAUCGCCCGGCCUUAUAGCCAAAUGCUGACCAGCCGGCAGGGUAACUUUCCUAUUUUUCUAAU
Messenger RNA from Strongylocentrotus purpuratus (purple sea urchin), 2451 nucleotides. Its product is annotated as sodium-coupled monocarboxylate transporter 1. Gene Ontology annotation, biological process: transmembrane transport; sodium ion transport. The transcript has 16 exons. NCBI's taxonomy places the organism in Eukaryota, Metazoa, Echinodermata, Echinoidea, Camarodonta, Strongylocentrotidae. The record is from RefSeq and is a predicted model, not a curated record. The coding region runs from base 79 to 1998 and encodes 639 amino acids. Gene Ontology annotation, molecular function: symporter activity. Gene Ontology annotation, cellular component: membrane.